CUGUCAAAGUUGUAUUGAAUUGUACGAACACAUACGAUGUUUGUCAAUAGCCUUGCAAUAACCAGCUAAUGUAUUUUAGCAUAUUGUUCAAGAAAAUUGAGUUCUUUAUUGUUACGUUACUAAAAAAAUGGUAGACGAAGGUACGAGAAAAACACUCAGUGGCAUACCAUUGUUACAGACUCGGGCAGGUCCUAGGGAAAAAGAUCUCUGGGUGCAACGAUUGAAGGAAGAAUAUCAAGCUUUAAUUAAGUAUGUUCAAAACAACAAAUCAUCCGAUUCUGAUUGGUUCCGGUUGGAGUCGAACAAAGAAGGCACCAAGUGGUUCGGCAAAUGCUGGUACGUUCACAAUUUACUGAAGUAUGAGUUCGACGUCGAGUUUGACAUUCCAGUUACAUACCCAACGACGGCACCGGAAAUUGCUCUUCCCGAGCUUGAUGGCAAAACGGCGAAAAUGUACCGAGGGGGGAAAAUUUGCCUAACGGACCAUUUUAAACCGUUGUGGGCGAGAAAUGUACCGAAAUUCGGUAUCGCACACGCCAUGGCAUUGGGUCUGGCGCCUUGGCUGGCAGUGGAGAUUCCCGAUUUGAUAGAGAAAGGCGUUGUAGCGUACAAGGAAAAGGGAGCGACUUCUGGCUGAUCGAGAUCCUAGGAUUGUGUUGUAUGUCUUGUUGUUCUUAGGCUUAAUUUAUCAAUAAAUUGAAUUCCAGCAACUUAAAAGUAA
Malaya genurostris is the source of this 721-nucleotide messenger RNA. RefSeq names its product ubiquitin-fold modifier-conjugating enzyme 1 (gene Ufc1). Gene Ontology annotation, cellular component: cytoplasm. Gene Ontology annotation, biological process: protein K69-linked ufmylation. The record is from RefSeq and is a predicted model, not a curated record. Gene Ontology annotation, molecular function: UFM1 conjugating enzyme activity. The coding region runs from base 128 to 637 and encodes 169 amino acids. The transcript has 4 exons. NCBI's taxonomy places the organism in Eukaryota, Metazoa, Arthropoda, Insecta, Diptera, Culicidae.